AUGACCAGCCUUUGGAGCCUCUCCUCGGCUGUCCGUCAUAAGUUGACUAUCCUUCCGGAUGUUACCUAUUUGUUAGUUGUCUUUCUUCUCCUCCUCCUCCAGCUCUGUGUAAAGGUCUUCUUGCAUCCUGCCCGCAAGCCAGAUCUGUCUGAUAUACCGGGCCCGUGGUACACCCGGGUCAGCCAUGUCUGGUUCUUCUACCAGCGUUGGCGCCGACGCCUGGCCCCGGCCUCGCACGCCAUCCUCCUCUCCCACGGCGACGAUACCAACGGCAUUGUCCGUCUCAGCCCCACCGUCGUCCUGCUCAACGAUGCGCCGUCCCUCAAGACCCUAUUCGGCAGGCAAGACGCCGCCACCGGUACCAAGAUCGUCCGUGCCCUGGACCUGGGAGGUCAUAGCUGGAGCAUCAUGGUGCCCGAGUUCGAUCUGGUCAGAGGUCGCAGACAGGCGGUCCAGGCGGCGACGACAGAGACCAACAUGAAGUUGUGGCAGGGGGUGCUCGAUCGCGAAGUGGAGGUGCUGCUGGGUGUCAUGAGAUCCGGUGGUGCUGUCGACGUCGUCAGGCCGUUGCGUAUGCUGACCAUCAAGGCCUCAGUGCUGACCCUUGUCGGUACCGAGAUUACCGACGCCAUGGCGCGCGAGGUCCUUGAGGCUAAUAGCCUGUUCAACCACUGCGUAGCCAACCGUCUCUGCAUGCCCGAUGCCCUCCUCUCGUUGCUGGACAUGUUGCCGUCGGGGGAGCACUUUCUGUCCCACACUGGCAUUUUUCGCACCCUCGGAUCAGGAGCAAAACUCUUCACCUUGGGGAAGAAGCUGAACAAGCUCGCAGAAGCAAAUGGGAGCAGCCAUGGCGUCCAAUCGUCGGCCUUCAACCUCCAGAGGAAGCAGAUGCGCAUGGAACACGGCGUCGAGGACAUGGACCUGCUAGGCGCCGACACCGCGGGCGGCCUGCUUGCCGGCUCUGAGACUACGGCGGCGACGCUGGCUUGGAUCCUGUUUGAGCUGAGCCGCCGCCCGGCGCUGGUGGAACAACUACGGGACGAGUUGGUCGCAGCGGGCGGUGCCAACAAGGGCCCAGAUCUGCUCGACGCCGUCAUCAAGGAGGAGCUGCGGUACCGCGGGCCCGUAGCCCUGACCAGCAACCGCAUCGUGGGAGCGGGUGGAGCGACGGUGCUCGACGGUCGGCAUUUCCUGCCUGCUGGUACCGUGGUCGUCAUGCACAACCACUCUCUCAGCCGGAGGGAUCCUCAGGGCAGCCAUGAUAUGUGGGAUCCAACGCGGUGGGUGGACGCAGGUGGUAAAGGGGCUGGUGGGAGUGAUCGUUGCACGGCGCCGUUCGGGAUCGGCAUUCGGAGGUGUCCAGGGAAGGCGAUGGCGUGGAUGGUCAUGCGGAUGGUCGUCGCUGCUGUGGUGAGGAAUUUUGUGCUGCGAUGCCCGGUUGAGACGACAGAUGAGAACAUGGAGGCUGUCGAGUUGAAUGGUAACCGUCCUCAAAAGGAGGAUUGUCGGUUGAUCUUUUUUCCUCGUGAGGAGUGA
Molecule: messenger RNA, 1536 nt
Organism: Pyricularia grisea
Lineage: Eukaryota; Fungi; Ascomycota; Sordariomycetes; Magnaporthales; Pyriculariaceae
Exons: 1
Coding region: 1-1536 (511 amino acids)
Molecular function (GO): oxidoreductase activity, acting on paired donors, with incorporation or reduction of molecular oxygen; iron ion binding; heme binding
Source: RefSeq, a predicted model, not a curated record